This is a messenger RNA of Neltuma alba, 2412 nucleotides long. RefSeq lists its product as uncharacterized. Gene Ontology annotation, molecular function: oxidoreductase activity, acting on the CH-OH group of donors, NAD or NADP as acceptor. Lineage: Eukaryota; Viridiplantae; Streptophyta; Magnoliopsida; Fabales; Fabaceae. Bases 195 to 2270 code for a protein of 691 amino acids. The record is from RefSeq and is a predicted model, not a curated record. Gene Ontology annotation, cellular component: membrane. The transcript has 10 exons.
UCUGAUGCGUAGUCAAAGAGUACGGAAUUAUUAUGCCACACACGCAAACUCGCUUACGACCCCGGCCCAAAUAAACGGCAGAACUUGUGGACUUUGGCUACGAAACAAUAGUCAAAAUCCAAAAGCUCUUUCAUUUCUGUUUCUAUACAAACGAAGAGUCUGUAAAAUUUAAUUCCCAUCAUUCUCUUUUUGUUAUGUCUUCUUCACCCUUUCAAGGAGCUUGUGUUCUUUCUUCAACAAUCGCAGAAGCAACAAAAAGGUAUGCAGUGGUCACUGGGGCAAAUAAAGGGAUAGGUUUUGCGAUAUGCAAGCAAUUGGCUUCUAAUGGUGUCAGAGUUGUUCUGACAGCCAGAGACCCAAAGAAUGGCCUUGAAGCUGUAGAGAAAUUAGGGUCAGAGUUUGGUGCGUCUGGCCAAGUGGAUUUUCAUCAGCUCGAUGUGAAUGACUCAGCUAGUGCUUCAUCUCUUGCAAAUUUCAUUACAACCAAGUUCGCCAAACUUGAUAUCUUGGUUAACAAUGCAGGAGUUGCGGGAUUACAUAUUGAUAGGAAUGCUUUGGCAAAAGGGACUCCUGUUGAUUGGAGAAAAGUACCAAAACAAACUUAUGAAUCUGCGGAAGCAACUAUUAGAACAAACUAUUAUGGUGCCAAACAAAUGUGUGAAGCACUAAUUCCCCUUCUACAGUUAUCAGACUCACCAAGGAUUGUUAAUGUUUCCUCCUCAUUGGGAAGGUUGGAGAACAUACCAAGCGGGUGGAGCAAAGAAGUACUAAAUGAUGCUGAAAGCCUGACGGAAGAGAAAUUGGAUGAAGUUUUGGAACAGUUUCUUGAAGAUUUCAAAGAGGGAUCCUUAGAAACAAAAGGCUGGCCUACUGAUUCAUCAGUGUAUACAAUGAGCAAAGCAGCCCUAAAUGCCUACACAAGGAUUCUUGCCAACAAGCAUCCAUCCAUCUGCAUUAAUGCUGUUUGCCCAGGUUAUGUCAGAACAGACUUAAGCUCCAACACUGGUUAUUUGACUGCGGAUGAAGGUGCUCAAAGUGUUGCGAGGGUGGCUCUGCUACCUAAUGGUGCUCAUUCCGGCGUCUUCUUCAAUCAGAAUCAAGUGGCAUCAUUUUGGCUAAUUGAAGGACCAAGUGGCAAUUCUGGUCAGGUUACAUUUGUCACUUCCUUUAAAGGACACGUCUCCCUUUGGAGGUUUAAAAUGUUGUCGCAUCCUUUACCUUAUCUCAGCUCUUGUCUUCGCCAUUUCCGUUUUCUGAAGCUUUGGCCAUACUGUGGCAAGCAGGUAACAGCACCGAGGAAGAUCCCUUGUGCAUUUCUUGUGUGUGACUUCGCUCCUCGUGGUCUCUUUUUCAAUUUUCAAAGAGCUUGUGUCCUUCGUUCACAGAUGGCAGAAGCAGCAAAAAGGUAUGCAGUGGUCACAGGAGGAAACAAAGGAAUAGGUUUUGGGAUAUGCAAGCAAUUGGCUUGUAAUGGAAUAGUUGUUGUUUUAACAGCAAGAGAUCAGAAGAAGGGCCUUGACGCCGUUGAGAAGUUAGGGUCAGAAUUUGGUGUGUCUGGCGAAGUGGUUUUUCAUCAGCUUGAUGUGACUGACCCUGCUAGUGUGUCAUCCCUUGCAAAUUUCAUCAGAAACAAGUUUGGAAAACUUGAUAUCUUGGUUAAUAAUGCUGGAAUUACUGGAGCACACGUUGAUAGGGAUGGUUUGAUUGCAUCAGUAACUGCUCGGGAGAAGGGGACUCCUAUUGAUUGGAGUAAAAUCAUAACUCAAGAUUAUGAAUCUGCAGAAGCAGGUAUCAGAACAAACUACUAUGGUGCCAAAGAGAUGUGUCUUGCACUAAUUCCCCUUCUUGAGUUGUCAGACUCACCCAGGAUUGUUAAUGUUUCCUCCUCAAUGGGGAAGUUAGAGAACAUACCAAGUGGGUGGGCUAAAGAAGUACUAAGUGAUGCCGAAAAUCUAACAGAAGAAAAAUUGGAUGAGGUCAUGAAACAGUUUCUGGAAGAUGUUAAACAGGGUUCGUUAGAGACCAAAGGCUUUUCUGUAUAUAUAGUCAGCAAAGCUUGCAUGAAUGCCUACACAAGGAUUCUUGCCAAGAAGUAUCCAUCUUUCUACAUUAAUGCUGUGUGCCCAGGUUUUGUGAAAACAGAUAUAAAUUACAACACCGGUCACUUGACUGUGGAUGAAGGUGCUGAAAGUGUUGUGAGGUUGGCUCUGCUACCUCAUGGUGGUCACUCUGGCCUGUUCUUCAUUCGGAGUGAUGUGGCAUCAUUUUGAUCUCAGCAAAUGACUUUUAUCAAAUAAAUUUAUUCGAUUCGGUUUAUAUGUAAUUGUUGAAGGCUUGCUAGACCUAUGAUUUUUCCUUGUAUAACUGGAAUCCCUAUGAUUAAUGAAUCGAAUGAUUAGCCCUUGCUCAAAA